AUGGGGAGAUUAUCUCUGCAGGACAAGAAAGACGCAAAUGUCUUCAAUGUGACCAUACGCAACCUGACACCAAAGGAUGCAGGGAUAUACAUAUGUGCAGUGACCGUAUUUAAAACACUGUAUAUAACCAGAGUGAAGCUCACAGUGGAGUUGAGUUGUGUGAGGUAUGAGAUCACUGUGACAGGAUAUGAGGGAGAAGAUGCUGUCAUCAACUGCCCAUAUCCAAAGAGUAAUGAGGCCUACCCAAAGUACCUACUGAAAGGAGAGUGUAAUGAUGUUGUUGAAAUCAUCUGGUCCACACACUGGAAAGAAUGGACCCACAAAAAGAGAGUAUCUUUGCAGAACAAUACAAACAGACACAUCCUCACUGUGACCAUACAUAGCCUGACACCAAAGGAUGCAGGGAUAUAUAGGUGUGGGAUUGAUGAACAAGGUACCCAUUUCUUCACCAGAGUGAAACUCAUAGUAGCAACCCAACCACUCUCCCACAUCACAGAGCCUGAGAGGACCACACGCUUUCAGUCUGAUCCCACAUCAGCUGCAUCAGGCGAUCAUCUUGUUCCUCUGUCUGGAGGCCUGGUUUCAGCUGUGGUGAUGUUUGCUGUGGUUGUAGUGGCCUAUAGACUGAUGAAGAGCAGAGUCAAUAGGAAGCAGGGACCCAUGUGUGGGCUCCGAAAUACAGCCUACAUCUCCACAUGCCACUGAUGAACCCAACCAGAGUGACCAAAGGAGCAGUCCAGCACUGACCUCCAUCUACGCCCUGGUACAUUC
Messenger RNA from Sardina pilchardus (European sardine), 771 nucleotides. RefSeq names its product high affinity immunoglobulin alpha and immunoglobulin mu Fc receptor-like. The transcript has 5 exons. The record is from RefSeq and is a predicted model, not a curated record. Gene Ontology annotation, molecular function: transmembrane signaling receptor activity. Bases 1 to 705 code for a protein of 234 amino acids. Gene Ontology annotation, cellular component: plasma membrane. NCBI's taxonomy places the organism in Eukaryota, Metazoa, Chordata, Actinopteri, Clupeiformes, Clupeidae.